Messenger RNA from Bacidia gigantensis, 2190 nucleotides. RefSeq lists its product as uncharacterized. Gene Ontology annotation, molecular function: FMN binding; catalytic activity; 4 iron, 4 sulfur cluster binding. The transcript has a single exon. The record is from RefSeq and is a predicted model, not a curated record. The coding region runs from base 1 to 2190 and encodes 729 amino acids. Gene Ontology annotation, biological process: wybutosine biosynthetic process. Lineage: Eukaryota; Fungi; Ascomycota; Lecanoromycetes; Lecanorales; Ramalinaceae.
AUGUUGUCCUCCGUGCUGUUGGCUGCGUGGAAUGGCUAUGGCCUUGCAAUAUCCUUUGUAUGUGUUGGUGUGAUUGUACUUUUUUGGUGGAAAAAACAACAGGGUAAAUCUAGCCAUGCUUCGUUCCUAUCAGCUACUUUGCUUGGUGGAGACACCAAAUCUGAAGCAGAUUAUCGAGGGGACAGUAAAUUGCAGAUCAAAGAUUUUGAACGACAUAGACGUCAAAUACCGAAACGUGUCAAUGGUAACAAAAUUCGUACCACACCAGCGAAAGUUGGAGGCGGUCAUACGAGGAUUCAACCGUUGUUUUUCUUCUUUUCGUUGACAGGCUCGACCAAUAGACGAGCGGAGAAAGCUUUGCAGAGAGCAAGUGAACAUUUUAAGAGGCAGGACUCCUCGAUUUUGGAACCACAAUUGGUUGAUCUUGCUGCAAUUGAUCACGAGGACUUUUUCGAGCAUGCACCUAUGCUUCACCAGUCUCAAGAAAUAAUAAAAUAUUUCUAUCUGCUUUUGAUUCCUUCCUAUGACAUAGACACAAUAUUAGAUAGCGUCUUGAAGCUGUUUGAAGAUAUCCACAAUGACUUCCGUAUCGACACAGCCCCUUUGUCUUGCCUGGCGGGGUAUUCAGUAUUUGGAUUGGGAGACAAAGAUGGUUGGUCGUCUGUGGCCAAUGGUUUCUGUUCUCAAGCACUUGAUUUCGAUAGGUGGAUGGCAAAAUUGACAGGGCAGAAGAGAGCUUUUCCGGUGGGCAUGGGAGAUGUGAAAUCGGAUGCUGAUGCCAGGUUUGACGAAUGGACUGCUGGAGUUCUAAGUACACUGACCGACGUUGCGGCAAGUGGAAGCCUAGGCGAAGGCGUCGUUGGUAGUGGUGAAGCUUUUGAGAGCGACGAAGAAGAUAUCAAAACUCCAAACUCUAAUCAUUCAGAGCGGUCCCAAAAGGGUAGACCCUCAAGUAUAGGGGACCUGGAAGAUAUCGGAGGUAAAGCUCCAGGGUCCUCACCACUACCCAUUGACUUCACCACUUCAUUGCAGCCCCAAGGUCCCAAGCCUAUGGUCCCUAUCAGCUCCCCAACAUACACUGCACUCACCAAGCAAGGCUACACGAUAAUCGGGACACACUCUGGCGUCAAAAUAUGUCGAUGGACAAAAUCCGCCCUUCGUGGUCGUGGUUCCUGCUACAAAUACUCCUUCUAUGGCAUUCAAUCCCAUCUCUGCAUGGAAACCACGCCUUCGUUGUCAUGCAGCAACAAAUGCGUUUUCUGCUGGCGGCACGGCACAAACCCCGUUGGUACAAGCUGGCGAUGGCAGGUCGACCCGCCUGAAAUGAUCUUCGAGGGCGCAAAGGAGGGUCAUUACAAGAAAAUCAAGAUGAUGCGUGGCGUCCCCGGCGUCAGAGCCGAGCGCUUCCAAGAAGCGAUGAGAAUACGGCAUUGUGCUCUCAGUUUGGUGGGAGAGCCGAUCUUUUAUCCCCAUAUCAACGAAUUUGUUAGCAUGUUGCACAGAGAAAGGAUAUCGAGCUUUCUGGUCUGUAAUGCACAGCAUCCUGACCAACUUGCUGCACUGAAGCCAGUGACGCAGCUCUAUGUGUCUAUCGACGCUAGCAACGCUGAGUCUUUGAAAAAGAUCGACAGGCCGCUGCAUAGGGACUAUUGGCAGCGUUUCACACGGUGUUUGGGCAUCUUGAGAGAGAAGCGGAUGCAGAUGCGGACGGUGUUCCGGCUUACGCUUGUGAAGGGUUUCAACAUCGAGGAAGAAGUCGAAGGUUAUGCCGAUCUAGUUGCAAAAGGCUUACCCUGUUUCGUUGAAAUCAAAGGUGUGACCUAUUGUGGUACCUCGACCUCAGCGUCCGCGGGUCUCACGAUGCAAAAUGUUCCUUUCUAUGAAGAGAUCGUAGCUUUUGUUGAAGCACUGAACGUAGCUUUGGAACGGAGAGGGCUGGAUUAUGGAAUCGCGGCUGAGCAUGCCCAUAGUUGCUGUGCACUCAUCGCUAGUCGUCGGUUCUUUGUGGAGGGAAAGUGGCACACUCUUAUUGACUAUGAGAAGUUCUUUGAGCUCUGGCAGAAGGGACGCAAGUUCAGUCCAGAGGACUACAUGGGCCCACCAACCCCAGAAUGGGCGAAUUGGGGUAAUGGUGGUUUUGAUCCGAGAGAUCAAAGGGUAGAUCGAAAAGGUAGAGCUAUCGCCACAUAA